Molecule: messenger RNA, 1826 nt
Organism: Cuscuta epithymum
Lineage: Eukaryota; Viridiplantae; Streptophyta; Magnoliopsida; Solanales; Convolvulaceae
Source: the annotation of a GenBank genome assembly
ACAUGCCCAAAGUAUUUAUACAGUUUCUCUUCUUUGUACCAAUUCAUCCGACUGGUAUAGUGAGUACUCUCUGCGUUUCCAGCUCCUCUUUCCCUGGGCUCGGACGCCGUCUACACCACGCCGUUCCUCUAAUAUCCCGACCGAGUGACUUCAUCAUUGUCAGGAGGCGGUCCAGCCUUUAUAUUUAUAGAGAUACCGUCUGCUAUAGAGAACGAGCAUGGAUAUGGAGGCUGAAGAGGCAGCAAAGCGUGUACAGGUCCGGUUCGUAACGAAGUUGAAGCCUCCAUUCAAGGCACCGCCCAGUUCCAUAACAAUUCCAUCCAAUCUCACCCGUUUGGGCCUUUCUGCCAUUGUCAACAACCUUCUUAAAGCUGGGAAUGAUGAUUGGAAAUCUGAGCCUUUUGAUUUCAUCAUCGGUGGAGAAUUCAUCAGGAUGUCACUCGAGGAGUUCCUCCUUGCAAAGAACAUUUCUGCUGAGAAGAUACUAGAUAUUGAAUACAUUAAGGCGGUGGUCCCAAGGAGAGAAGAAGAACCUUCCUUACAUGAUGAUUGGGUCAGUGCUGUUGAUGGUUCAAACCCCAAGUUCGUUUUGACAGGUUGUUAUGAUGGUCUUGGAAGGUUAUGGAAAGCUGCAGGAUCUUGUAGUCACAUAUUGGAGGGGCACGCAAGUGCAGUUACAGCUGUUUGUGUUGUCAAGCCCAAAGGCUUUGUAAGUGAUGCUGAUGAGCUGGUAGCAACAGGUUCAAAAGAUAGAACAGUCAUGUUGUGGAAGGUUGAUGUAGAUGAGUUCCUGGAAAACCCAACGAGGAUUAGAGCCUGUAAGGUGUUACGUCAUAAUGCUUCUGUCCAGACCCUAGCAGCACAUCCCGCUGGAGAAAUGGUGUGUUCAGGUUCUUGGGACUGCAUGAUAAAUCUAUGGCAGGCAAACGAUGUGGAUGAAUUUUGUGAUACCGUAUCUGUCAAAAAAAGAAAAAAGGGGGAAAAAGAAAACGAUCCUCAAAUAGAGGGGGAGGCAGCAUCUACACUUGUUGGACAUACACAAAACAUAUCCUCUGUGAUAUGGCCACGGAAUGACACAAUCUAUUCAGCAUCCUGGGAUCGUUCUAUUAGAAGUUGGGAUGUUGAGACAGGAAAAGAUACACUGAACAUGUCUUGUGGUAGAGCAUUUAACUGUCUUGAUGUUGGAGGUGAAAGUUCUUCCCUUAUUGCAGCGGGAUGUUCUGAUCCUAUUUUAAGGAUAUGGGAUCCUCGAAAGCCAGAUUCACUGGCCCCUAUCUUCCAGUUCUCAUCACACAGUUCCUGGAUUUCUGCCUGCAAAUGGCAUGGCAAAUCGUGGUAUCUCUUGGUUUCUGCAUCUUAUGAUGGAAAGGUUAUGCUAUGGGAUUUGAGAACAGCGUGGCCACUUGCUGUCAUCGACUCACACAAGGAUAAGGUAUUAUGCGCUGACUGGUGGAAAGGGGAUACCAUUAUAAGUGGGGGGGCCGACUCAAAGCUUUGCAUAUCUUCAGAACUUCCGGUGCAGCAGUGACAAGGGUAUGUUCACCAGUGGCGUGUUUAGGAGGUGCGUUUGUCUCAAGUUGGCGAACUUCCUCAUUAAUUAACAUUUGUAAUACACAGACAGCCAUGUUGGUGUUGUGUGCACCCUAUAUUUUUCCAAUAUCGAGACUAUGAGUACAAAAUUUACAACACCAACUGACAAAAUUGAGAUGACAAGUCGAGACUAUGUUGGGAGACUUGAAAUCGAUUUUGUACCCAAAGGAUCUUUAUGACAGUUUUUUAUGAAGUUUACACACAGUUUAGAGAAAGAAGUGACCAACUUAAUUCGG